Messenger RNA from Diaporthe amygdali, 222 nucleotides. RefSeq lists its product as uncharacterized. The record is from RefSeq and is a predicted model, not a curated record. NCBI's taxonomy places the organism in Eukaryota, Fungi, Ascomycota, Sordariomycetes, Diaporthales, Diaporthaceae. Bases 1 to 222 code for a protein of 73 amino acids. The transcript has a single exon.
AUGGGACUGCUUGCUUCCGCCUUCCGCCUCCGCUCCCGCUUCCUGUGUCCCCUCAAGAGCUCGUACUCAUUUCAAUCCCUGGCAUCAGUCCAUGGCAUUGGUCAUGAGCCAGAUUCUCCAAUCGCACCGUACGAGCACCUGCGAAGGAGGACAUGCGAUCACAAGAGGCAGGAUCUGCGUCUUCACGACCACCAUCACCUGUCGUCUGCUUCGACAUCCUGA